AAUAUAGUAAGACAUUGUAAUUUCACACCAUAAUGCAACUUAGGUUCGCCAUUUGAGCAAUUGUACAGCUUCGUCUGGAUGUACCUAAUAAAUAGUUAUAUUUUGUUUUAUUUUAUGUAUUUUGUUUAAAUCUCGCUGCUGUCACUUUCACUUCCUCAUUCAAGGUGUUUUACCAUGUGUUUGACAGGAAUACUUCCUCAUUAUAGUUUUACAAAAACUAGCUGUGUGUCGGUCAUGACGGACGAUAUCAGAGCAGAGGAGCAGAUGCAGGUUUCUCGCCAGGAGGUUUAUGACGAUUAUUUGAAAUGUUAUCUUCAGCAGUGUACAGAUGUUCGGCCGUGCCGUGAUACCUGCCUGCUGAAGAAGGCGGCUUGGUAUCUUCUGAUGGAUCCUGAACCGAGUGAAACUUUCGUGAUGCUCCCAUUCUAUCAGGCUUUGAGUGAGGGUUGUGGAGCCCUGAGCACAGACUACAGGAAAGUUCUGUCUGCUUUCAUCAGAGCCGCCGAACUGCUGGAAACGAUCUGCCUCAACCUGUUCCUUCAACCAUGGAAGAAGGAAAUCAGGACACUCAAGACUUUUACAGGUCCAUUUGUUUACUGUCUCCUGCCAGUUCUCAGCAGUUCUACCAUUCAGUCAGUCCUGGCCUCUAUUGGCUACCUGCCACAUACUGACACUCCACAAAGCGAGUACAGACUCAGGGAGGAUGCUAACCCAGACAGAGCCAUGCUGGUGGCUUUUGAGCUGCUGUUGGCCAGGGUGGAAUGUUACCAUCUCCUUGAACUCCUGGAUAACGAUCAGAUGGGACCGCAGGAGAGGCUGGAGGUUCUCCAUAGGAGAGUGAGGCAUACGAAACUGGAAGCACCUACAGAAAAGAAGACAAUGAUAGAGCAAAAGGAAGAGGAGGUGAAGAAGAAGACGGAAGAGGCAGAUGGAAAAGAGGUACCUCCUUAUUUGGACACAAGGCUUGCAGUGAACCAUCAGCCCAAGCCUCGAUGCUGCAACCUCAUCAGCGAAGACCAGUCCAUUAUGGAGAUGCAGAUGACCUACCCUGACCUGGCCUUCAGGGGCCGCCCUCUGCUACCAGACAAACCCUACCAAGCAAACACCAGCAAGAGCAGCAGUAAAGCUGUUCAUACUGCCGGCACUAAUAAUUACAGUGAUGGCAGUAAAGCUGCUGAGCUUCCCAGAAGAGACUGUAUGAAAAAUCCUACAAAUGUCUGCAGUAAAAAUCAUAGCAGCACAGGAUUGCACGCGUUUGGUGACAAUGGCAGAAGCAGUGGAUCUAAUGAUAGGAACACCUCAGGAGACACCAUUAGCAGCAGGUUAAGUAACACUGAUGGAAGCAGAGUUGAUGAUGAGCUCAUUCAUCCUCAGGCUAUUUCCCAGCAUAUCACACUGAAAGAUGGAUCCAUGGCAGAAUGGAAGCUGAAGCCUGGAAAGCCUCAGCCCAUCUCAGACCCUCCAACCUGGACACAACAGCGAACAAUAGCAGACCUACAAAAUAAGAGACAGGCCAAUCCAGGGCUUCCCUCACUGAGCUCCAUGGAUAAGGGUCAGGAGCUUAGAGAGACCAAAAAGGAAUUGAAGAUGAAAAAAGAACACAAGAGAGGAGAGGAGAACACAAAUAAAGAGAGAAGGAAGAAGGAGAGAAAAGCAGAUGAGCAGAACCUCAGGAUGCCAGUGAUGGAGACAGGUCCAGGACUGAGCCAUGCUGCCAGAAGAUGUACCAGAUCCUCUCAGGCUGAUCCUGCUGUGAUGAAAGAGCAGAAGCAGCCCACCCCAUGUCACCCCUCUCCUUUGACCAUCAGUACAGCGGACUGUCAGACCUGUAAAGGAGGCAGCACAGAGCAGCAGGACCGAAGAGACACUGAAAGAGCGGAAACAGGCCGAGGAGAGGAAGAGCAUCUGGCACAAAGCUAUGUUAUAGUCGAGCAUGACAAGAAAUAACAUGGUUAAUUUACAUGUAUGGAAAUGAUUCAUAACAAAACUACUGAGCGAACUCAAAACAAAUACCAGCUGUUUGAAUCAGUCAUUUAGAAUCAAGAUUUAACAGUGCAUGAGUAGAGAUUUUAAAAAUUAGAACAAUACUUUAAUGUGCAGUCCCAAUUUUGUGCACACCCAGUUGGAAAUCUGCUCUACCUACUCUCAGUAAUUGCUUCAGCUGCUCUUGCUCCAUAGUAGUCUCUCCAGAUAAAUAGUCUGUGAAACCAUACAAACACCACCAGUGUAUAAAUCCUGUUUAAUUAGAUUAAAUGACUGUUAAUAUUGGAUUUUAUUGAACUGUAAUUGCAACAACCUGCACUGACAGUUUUUUUGAUACUUCUGUUACUCUUUUCCACAUGUGGAAGACAUUGAAGUAAUUUCUCAAAUUCCUGAGAGGCUGAAAGAAAUGGUUUUUGACUGCUCGUUAUGAUAUUACAUUAACACAGCAUUAGGCUAUUUACUUUCUGACUGUAAAAGACCUUUAAACUUUAUUCUAUUAUAUAAAUUGCAGGUAUAUUUUUUGCAGGGUAUCAGGUUUGCAGUUGUAGAUGAAAAAACAGCAUUUUGUUUGUUUCUCAACCAAGCAUAAUUGAAAAUGUUGACCUGUUUACUUCAGUGCACAGUUAGUGUUAAAACAUCUGUCAGUCAAUGUGAGUCAAGUUCCAGUUCAUUUUGAUAGUUGGAUAACUUGUUUGUUUAGUUUUAAAUCAGAUGUUCCUUUUAAAUUAAUUAAAACAUUAACAAAGCUGAUGGGGCAGAUCACAAGCCUUAAGAUCUCUGUUCGAACACCUCUCUUCCAAUUAUUUCUGAAGGAGUUUGCUCUGGAUUUUCAAAAAAAGUGAGUCGGUUGCUUCCUCAAAUUUAGUAAAAAUUCCUCUGUCAGCACGAUGACAAUGUAUGUCUUGAAACUUGUUUGGUUGACUUUGGCCUUAUUGCAGAUUAAUUACAGCUCAGAUGUGUGUCUGCUCAGUUCUGUUGGUUAUUAUAUCUGAAUUUGAUGAACCAUCAUUUUCUCAUGAAUCAAAGGAUGAAAAUGAAAGUUUUUAUCAUUUUAAGUGUGACUUAACACCACUGUCAUGAACACAGUGCUUCAGAUUACCUUGUUGACUCUUCCUAGAGUGAUAUUCCCCCCAGAAUCAGACUUAUGGCUUUAAAAAGACUCUAGUGUUCUCCUUCCAUGAGGAACAGCAGCUCUGGUCGGCUUAAAAUUUUGUCAGUUACAGAGAAUGUUGGAGCCAUUUUUGUGUUGUGGUCAUUCUUGUAUGUUCACUUGUAAUUCCCUCUUUUGUACAGUAGGUGGUAUGGUAAAAGGUACAAAAAGGUUAAAAUGUAAUCGGGAGCAAGUGUGUUGUAAUAAGAGGCACACAGUGGUCAGGUGUCACAUAUCAUUGACCCAUUUGUUUGCUUGCUUGCAAGUUACUCAGUGGUAUGUAGAUGUCACUAUGGAUGGAUGAGAUGGUGUUCAAAUAAACACACAGUAUGGCUACACA
Messenger RNA from Chelmon rostratus (copperband butterflyfish), 3473 nucleotides. RefSeq lists its product as uncharacterized. The record is from RefSeq and is a predicted model, not a curated record. Lineage: Eukaryota; Metazoa; Chordata; Actinopteri; Chaetodontiformes; Chaetodontidae. The transcript has 6 exons. Bases 175 to 1947 code for a protein of 590 amino acids. Gene Ontology annotation, cellular component: cytoplasm.